AUGAACGGCAGUAAGAUCUUGUCCAUGGAAAUAUGCGGACUGAAAUUCAUCGACUCCUAUAGUUUCUUACCAUUUGCAUUAGCCCAGAUGCCCUCCGCUUUCGGAUUCGACGAAUUGAAGAAAGGCUAUUUCCCCCACUUUUUUCAUACGGAACAGAACCAGAAUUACGUAGGACCUUAUCCACCGGCAGCUUUCUACAAACCGCACGAAAUGUCUAACAGUGGACGACGGGCUUUUUUUGAAUGGUACGAACAACAGAGGGGGAAAGUGUUGGAUUUCCAGAAAGAGUUUGUAGAGUAUUGUGUCUCGGACGUCGACAUUUCACACCGAUGCUGUGCAAAGUUUAGAACCACCCUCAAGACUUUGGUCAAUGUGGACCCUUUCCAGGAAUCCAUCACUUUUGCCAGUGCUGCUAAUUUAGCCUACCGUCGACAAUUCAUGCCUGAAGACACCAUUGCCAUCAUUCCUAACCUUCAUUAUCAACCGGCACGACAAUAUUCGGCUAAAGCCUGUCGGUGGCUCACCUGGAUGAGUCAACAGAGUGGAUGUCACAUACAACAUGCCAGAAACGGGGGCGAAGUCCAGAUCAGAAAUUAUACCGUCGACGGAUACCAGGAAGCGACUCGCACCGUCUACGAAUUUUACGGGUGCUAUUGGCACGGAUGUCCCACCUGCUAUCCCAGUUUACAGACCGAAACUCAUCCUCAUCGGACCCAAUUUACUUACCAGCAAUUACACGAAGAAACCAUCAGAAGGACUUUGACUUUGGAGGAUAUGGGGUAUACCGUCCGUAGUAUCUGGGAGCACGAUUUCGAUCAGCAAGUGCAAAAAGAUGCGAGUUUACAACAUUUUGUACGAGACCUGGACAUUCCGGAUCCUUUGAAACCUCGAGAAGCCCUGUACGGAGGCCGGACCAAUGCCACCCGAUUAUAUUGUGAGGAAGGGGACACGAGAUACGUGGACGUUUGUUCCCUAUACCCUUACGUGUUAAAACACAGACCUUUUCCCGUAGGGCAUCCCGAGAUCAUCACAGACGAGUUCCAGGACGUGAGAAAUUAUUUAGGUCUCAUUCACUGUCGGGUCUUACCUCCCCGAGACCUCUAUCACCCCGUAUUACCUUAUCGGACGGGAGGCAAGUUAUUAUUUCCCUUAUGUCGCACGUGUGCCGAACGACAGGACUCUACUUCUCAAGAUCGAUGUCAACACACCGACCAGGAACGCAGUCUCACGGGUACUUGGGUGACGACCGAAUUACAUAAAGCCCUAGACAUGGGAUAUACCUUAGAUCGAAUCUACGAAGUGUGGCAUUUUAAAGAAAGCAGUCAAGAGUUAUUUGGAGUUACAUGUAAAACAUUGUGUUAA
Saccostrea cuccullata (small rock oyster) is the source of this 1362-nucleotide messenger RNA. RefSeq lists its product as uncharacterized. The record is from RefSeq and is a predicted model, not a curated record. NCBI's taxonomy places the organism in Eukaryota, Metazoa, Mollusca, Bivalvia, Ostreida, Ostreidae. Gene Ontology annotation, biological process: DNA replication. The transcript has a single exon. The coding region runs from base 1 to 1362 and encodes 453 amino acids. Gene Ontology annotation, molecular function: DNA-directed DNA polymerase activity; DNA binding; nucleotide binding.